ACUCAAGUUGAUAUCCAGGAUGUCUUCCCAAAACAUCUACGACAAUUCCACCUUUUUCUCUGCCUACGGGACCCUCCCCCGCUCGCAGCUCGGGCUACCAGGUGCCCCGGAAUGGCCCGCCCUGCAGGCCAUGGUACUCGGCGACGCAGCCCAAUCACUACAAGGACACCGCGUUCUUGAUCUCGGAUGCGGGUAUGGCUGGUUCACGCGCUGGGCCCGAGACAGCGGGGCCCAUGUGAAGGGGGUCGAUAUUUCAGAGAAGAUGAUUUCGCGAGCAAGGGAGUCAGAGGCCAAUUCGAAUUCGUCUACAGGGGAGAUAAAGUAUGAAGUGGCGGAUAUCGAGUCGAUUACCUUCAAAGGAGAACGGGAAGGGUAUGAUCUGGUUUACAGCUCGCUGACACUGCACUAUAUCGAGGAUUUGAGUCGACUCUAUCGCGAGAUCCAUACCGCGCUUAGGAAAGGAGGCAAGUUUGUCUUCUCGGUUGAGCACCCGAUAUGCUCUGCGCCUGUUAAUCCAGGGCCGGACUGGAAAUCUAUACAGGGAGAAGGCCAAGAACACAAGAUAUGGCCCUUGAACGGGUACAGCGACGAAGGGUGGCGGGUCACAAGCUGGCUUGGUGUCGACGGGGUGAGGAAGUACCAUCGGACGGUGGAAACAUAUGUCCAGCUUCUUUUGAAGAAUGGCUUUGCUUUGACGGGGUUCAGGGACUGGGCGCCCUCUUUGGAGGACGUUGCAGAGCAUCCUGAGUGGAAGGACGAGAGACAUCGGCCUUAUUUCUUGUUGAUCAGUGCAGAAGCGACCUAAAUAUUGGAUAGACGUUACUGCCCCUGGUGGAGAGGAUAUAUUCAUGAAUCAAUAAACCCCCGAAGUCUCUGUUUGAGAAAAACCAAUCUAGUCAUGACGCAGAAUUGCCAACUUGUUGACAUAUACCUCAAACUGUAUCAGUUUCCCAGCUACGAUGCAGCUGCCCAUUGAGGCCUGGUAAAGCUGCAACUUUAUACAGGGAGACGUGUUGUGGCGUGGUAUAA
Molecule: messenger RNA, 1029 nt
Organism: Aspergillus versicolor CBS 583.65
Lineage: Eukaryota; Fungi; Ascomycota; Eurotiomycetes; Eurotiales; Aspergillaceae
Product: class I SAM-dependent methyltransferase
Exons: 1
Coding region: 20-805 (261 amino acids)
Molecular function (GO): S-adenosylmethionine-dependent methyltransferase activity
Source: RefSeq, a predicted model, not a curated record